Molecule: messenger RNA, 261 nt
Organism: Echinostoma caproni
Lineage: Eukaryota; Metazoa; Platyhelminthes; Trematoda; Plagiorchiida; Echinostomatidae
Source: the annotation of a GenBank genome assembly
AUGAAAGAAAUUAUUUUCCUACCAGAGGAUAUGGUGAAGACCCUGGGAAGUCUGGACAGGGGCAAAGCGACGCAUCCGGAUGAAAUCCACCCGAAACUGCUUUGGCCUCUAGAGAGUAUCCUGAAAGCCCCCUUAGCUCGCCUGUUCAAUCAGUCCAUGGUGGCAGCCACUUUGCCACAGAACUGGAAAGUUGCUGCUGUGACCUCCAUCCAAAAAGGAGGCCACAGGGAGCUGCCCACCAACUAUAGACCGGUCAGCUAA